Molecule: messenger RNA, 930 nt
Organism: Amborella trichopoda
Lineage: Eukaryota; Viridiplantae; Streptophyta; Magnoliopsida; Amborellales; Amborellaceae
Product: Nuclear transport factor 2 (NTF2) family protein
Source: RefSeq, a predicted model, not a curated record
AUACAUAGGGGUUUGAUUGAAACUCUAGUGUCUCCCUUCAACUAUAAAUACCCCCAUCACCAUUGCACACUUCACUACCACUUUUCCACCUGCAAAUCACACUGGUCUUCUCCCUCUACCACUUUUUCUACAAAGUUCAAACCUUCAUUAGGAUUUCUUUUUGGCACUUCAACACACAUAACACACCCCCCCUCUCUCUCUCUCUACUCAUUUUCUCUCUCUACCCAUUUUCUCUCUCUACAUUCUCUCUGGCAACCAUGGUAGCUCUGGAGGGCAACCCGGUUCUCCGAGCUGAAGAGGACGCCAACAAGGCCACUGUCAUGGCCUUGUAUGCCGCACUGGACGGUGGGGAUUGCUCGAGAGUUGCGGAAAUCUUGGCACCGGAUCUCGAGUGGUGGUUCCAUGGUCCGCCUCACUGUCAGUAUAUGAAGCACAUGCUCACUGGAGAAUCCAUACACCACAAUUUCACUUUUAAGCCACAGAGUGUGAGGGCUAUAGGGAGCAUGAUUUUGGCCGAAGGGUGGGAGGGGGAGCACAUGUAUUGGGUACACGUGUGGAGUGUAGUAAACGGGUUGAUCACACAGGUGAGAGAGUAUUUCAAUACUUGGAUUAUAGUUCGGGACUUGAGUCCUGUGGUCCUCAAAGCCCAAGAUGGUUGUGAGGGAUUGACUUUGUGGCGUAGCGAGGUCGAAGGACGAUGGGAAAAGUCGCUUCCCGGACUAGUGCUUGCCAUAUGAUUCUAAUCUAUUUUGUAGUUAAAUAUGGAGCGAGUUCUAGUCUCUCUUUUAUUUUUCUUUCUUUGUGGUAUCUUUUGUACUCGUGGUCUCUCACUUCGUCUUUCUUUACAUUUUAUCAUUUAGUGAUCUCAAAUGUAAAGCUGUAAUUCGCAGUGGAAUAUAGAGAUAACAUCUAUCUUGGUUUAUUUAUUUA